Molecule: messenger RNA, 660 nt
Organism: Ambispora gerdemannii
Lineage: Eukaryota; Fungi; Glomeromycota; Glomeromycetes; Archaeosporales; Ambisporaceae
Source: the annotation of a GenBank genome assembly
AUGUCUUCUGCGUAUCCAAGUAAACGUAAACGUUACGUGGAUUUCGAGAAACCUGUACAUGCACUAGAUUUUGCACACGUUGAGUGCUACCCGGAGACAAGUAAACGUCCAAGAAGGGUAUACUCACGAGAAUGGCAGAUACAAGACUUUUCUUUUAGAAAAAAUUCUAUGCCGUGGACUCCAUCGCCACUUGGCACAACUCCAAUAAUAUCAUCUGAUUCGAAAUCUUUUAAUUCUGGUAACACACAUCCAUCAUCACCCAAUACGCGACACAUUCCAAAGUCGGUUCGAGCAAAUUUCGAGCUCGUUAAGCUGAUGAAAGAUAAAAAUAAUUUUGAGCGUGAAAUUGCAACAGCGCGUCAACAUAGAACAAAAGGGAAAGAGUUCCCAGACUUGGAGACUGUGGCUGCUCAAGGACCACCACAUUAUAAAUCACGCGGCAAGGAUAUCAUAGAAAAAAUUAAGGAUAACGACUACGAUACUUUGCUACCGGAUAAAGUGUGGAAAAAGUCAUUGAGGUAUAAACUUGGUGUGAUUACCAGAAAAGUGGUCAAGAAACAAAUAGAGAAAGCAAAGAAAAUGGAGGAAAAACAUUAUUCUUCUCUUCGUCUGGGUAUUAUUAAUAAUCGACCUCAAAUGAUGAAGGUUGGUAUUCUUUAA